Messenger RNA from Aspergillus wentii DTO 134E9, 1620 nucleotides. RefSeq lists its product as uncharacterized. Lineage: Eukaryota; Fungi; Ascomycota; Eurotiomycetes; Eurotiales; Aspergillaceae. Gene Ontology annotation, cellular component: delta DNA polymerase complex; nucleus. Gene Ontology annotation, molecular function: DNA-directed DNA polymerase activity. The transcript has 8 exons. Gene Ontology annotation, biological process: DNA strand elongation involved in DNA replication; nucleotide-excision repair, DNA gap filling; DNA synthesis involved in UV-damage excision repair. The record is from RefSeq and is a predicted model, not a curated record. The coding region runs from base 74 to 1459 and encodes 461 amino acids.
AGGGUGGACAGCACAGAAGAGAACAGAAGAACAACUGCAGCAUCGCUUGUGACCUUGGGUCUCUGCAAACACAAUGGCAGUCGAUUACAAGAGAUACCUGGCUGAGAAUGUUCUCAAUGAGCGCCGAACUGUCAGCUAUCGCUCGCUGAGUCGAGCUCUCAAGGUUCACAGCAACCUGGCCAAACAGAUGCUAUAUGAAUUCCACCACAAUGAAAACAACAAGAAGCCGAACAGCGUGAAUGCGACCUACAUUAUGACGGGGACUCAGAACCCUCCCGAGGAACCUACCAAUGGCGCGCAUUCGAAAUCGGACGAUAACGAUGAUGAUCAGAUUAUGCAGAGCAGUCCCUAUCUCAGCAGCUCCAUGCCCAACCAAGAUAAAGCUUCGGAUUCCGUCACAACCACCUCAAUUAUUCUGGCGCGGGAGGAAGACUUGGAAGAUGCAAAGUCGACUUUCCAAAACAUAUCCUCAAUGCACGUCUACAGUCUACAGCCAACAAUUCUCCAAGAUCUCAAUGUCUUGACGGAUGUAACUCGUGAGAUGAUAACUGCGCAUGCGCAUGAAGACCCUUUGGAAUAUGGCAAGCAAUGGGGCAUGAUCCAAAAUAAAAACGUCAAGCGACGAACGGGCGCACGACCACCCCCACCUGCACCCGCUGCUUCAUCAAAUGCAGGAUCUUCGAAGACAACAGUUCCUGCCAAACGGCCCUUGCAAAAGGAAGCAACGCCGCAAACCAAGGCAGAGACUCCCAAGGAAGAGAGUGCAAGCUCUAACUCUAAGCAACCAUCACAACCUUCAGAUACCCAGUCUUCCUCAAAGCCCACUGAGAAAACAGCGCCAGCCAAGAAAGAAAAGGGCAACAUUUUCAGUUCCUUUGCCAAGGCGAAGCCAAAGCAAAAGAAAGAAGAGUCAGCGACUCCAGCGGCUUCCACAGCUGAAUCGACCAAGCCUAGUAGCGCCGAUGAGACCCAGUUGCAAAAGGAUCUUGACGAUGCUUCAGAGGACGAACCCGAGGAACUCUUCCCCGACAAAGGGGGCUCUGCAGCUGCGGCUGCGUCCAGUAAUCGCGAAUCGAGGAAAGAGCGAGAAGAAAAGCUAAAAAAGAUGAUGGAGGAUGAUGACGACGAGGAAGAUGAGGACGAAGAAAUGCCCGAUGCCGCUGAAAGCCCAGAAGAGCCGGCCCCUGUCGAUCAACCUCCUCCUAAACAGCCGGAAAUGAAGGAGGAAGUGACGGUUCAGGGAGGACGCCGAAGAGGCAAGAGACAAGUGAUGAAGAAGAAGACGGUCAAGGAUGACGAGGGAUAUCUUGUCACCAUCGAAGAGCCAUCAUGGGAGUCUUUCUCCGAGGAUGAACCUGCACCUGCACCACCCAAGAAGAAGCCGGCUGUGAGCGCGAAGGGGAAACCCAGUGCAAAGCCUGGACAGGGCAAUAUCAUGUCCUUUUUUUCCAAAAAGUAAAGGCAUAUCUAAUGUCAUGUUACCUCGUGCUGAUGGAAGCGAUAUACAUACAUCUGUGUCAAAGCGCAUCACUUCUGAGCAGUCAUUAUAUUCCAUAUAAUGCUUAGCAUCAUAUCAUAAAAGAUAAAGUCCAUAAAUUAAUAUUUAUACCUCUUCUACCG